UCGGCAAACGCCAUUGUUCAUUAUCUAUGGAUGUGCAUUUGUGCUAUCGGAAACUCCGUUGUUUGUAAUCACUUUUCGUUCCAAAACAAUAAAGCCGCGUUAAAUUUAAUAAUAUAAUAUAUUCAUAUUGUAAUUGAUAACUUUUUGAUAAUUCUUCAAAAUGUUACAAAAGUAUUUUUGUUUUCGCCUGGAGACGGCUGCUAUGAUCAUUGGUUGGUUUGAAACAAUUGGUUCAAUCUUAUCAGUUUUAAUAUUUGGCUUCUGCUUGGGUUAUGUGGAUGAUAUUGUCAAGCAAAUUAUAAACCAAGCGCAAGACAGUGACCAGCUAAAUCCUGAUGAAGUUCAUAAAGUUCUCGUUAUUGGAUUUGUCUUCUUUAUCAUAUUGAGUGCAAUAAAUCUAUUUGCAUCCAUUGGCUUAUUAUUGGGCACCAUCAAGGAACGACAUCUCUUGAUACUGCCUUGGUUGUUUAAUUCACUUUUCUCCCUUUUAUUCUGCUUUAUUUACUACUUUAUAUUAAUUGACUACAUUAUUUCUGUGCAAAUUCCGUUUUCAUCUGGUUUUGGAUCGAUUCUAUCAAUUUCCCUCAGUUUGGCUCUAAAACUUUACACUUGGUUGGCGAUGUAUUCACUUUUCAAAAAUAUUCGCAAUAACCGCGAACAACGAGAACAAUUGCUUCGUCCAACAGGCGGCUUAUAUCCAUCGUAUACCAAUAUGUAAUAUGAAUAUUAAAUACACUUAUGUGUAACAUCAUAUAUACUGGCGAAGAAAAUCUACUUAUUUACAUACAUAUAUCCGAAGUGUGCUAAAUUGGUUAAUGUAACCAACAUUCAAAAGUAUUAUACUGGUUAUAUUUAAGAGAGAGUAAUUUAAAAUUUACGAACACAGAAAUCUAUAUAAAUGUAUUCAUUCGAAAACGAAAUAAAAUACAAUUAUACGUAAUAACAUGUAAAA
Bactrocera neohumeralis is the source of this 952-nucleotide messenger RNA. RefSeq lists its product as uncharacterized. Bases 161 to 718 code for a protein of 185 amino acids. The record is from RefSeq and is a predicted model, not a curated record. The transcript is spliced from 4 exons. Lineage: Eukaryota; Metazoa; Arthropoda; Insecta; Diptera; Tephritidae.